ACACAGUUACUCUGCUCUAUCAUGGCUGAUUCAGUUUUUGAUGAUUGCAACCGCGGUGGCUGGAGUACUUUUCCGUUCAUGAUAGCUACGUUAUUAGGCAUUUCAGUGACUUCUUAUGGAUGGGUACUGAACUUAAUCGUCUUCUUGAUCGAGGAAUACAACAUCAAGAACAUCGCUGCUGCUCAGAUUUCAAAUAUUGUCAAUGGAUGUCUCAGCAUGUUGCAUGUUGUUACAGCCAUUCUAGCUGAUUCUUUCUUUGGAAACAUUCCCGUCAUUUCCACCUCUGCUUUCAUUUCUCUGCUUGGUAUCGUUCUGUUGACUCUAAUCGCAUUUUUCAACAACUUGAGACCCCAGCUGUGUGAAACAGGUUCAUUCCUAUGUCAAUCGCCACCAAAACUCCAGUUUGGGAUUCUGUACUCAGCCUUAGCUCUAGUGACCAUUGGAAAUGCUGGGACACGGGUGGCUUUGGCAUCUGCAGGUGCAAACCAAUAUGAGAAACCUAAAGACAAAGGAAGCUUCUUCAACUGGUACUUCCUCAUGGUAAAUACAGGCGCGAUUAUUAGCGCGACAGCAAUUGUAUAUACACAGGAGAAUGCUAGCUGGGAACUCGGGUUUGGUCUCUGCGCAGCUGCUAAUUUGAUCAGUUUCAUUGUUUUCAUCUCCGGGAAGAGAUUUUACAAUCAUGAAAAAGUAAUGGGAAGUCCCUUCACAAGCCUUAUCCGCGUCUUAGUCGCUUCCAAAGAAGAAGAUUAUCACCGGGAAGUCGGAAAAGAUUCCAAGGCUUCUGUUGGAAUGCCCUCCAAGAGCUUCAGGUUCUUGAACCGUGCAGCAUUGAAGACUGAACAGGAUUUAAAUCAAGAAGACGGUUUGGGUUAUAACACCUGGAGGCUAUGUUCUGUUGAGGAAGUAGAAGAUUUUAAAUCUGUUCUUCCAGUUGUCCCUCUAUGGUUAGCCAUCCUAUUCGUCGGAACUUCCAUUGGUGUUCAAGCAAGUAUGACGGUCCUCCAAGCUCUGGUAACGGACCGAGAACUCGGCUCUAAAUUCUUAGUCCCGGCUGGAUCUCUGCCAGUCAUUGUACUCAUCUGCGUCUUUCUUGUGCUCAACAACUGGACUAUCUAUCCCAUGUACCAGAGGAUCACCCAUAAGAAGCUGUCACCGCUUCAACAAGUAGGUAUAGGUCAAGUUUUCAACAUCUUGAGCAUGGCAAUCUACGCCAUCGUUGAAGUAAAAAGGCUGAAAGCAGUUGAAAAUGAGCACCCCAUGUCAGUUUUAUGGUUAUUCCCUCCUCUCGUGAUAGUUGGAAUUGGCGAUGCCUUCCAUUAUAUGGGCAAUGUUGCAGUAUUCUAUGGAGAGUUCCCUGAGUCUCUGAGGAACACAUCAACCUCCGUAAUUUGGAAUCUCAUUCUACUUAAGUACAGCUCUAAUUGA
Messenger RNA from Camelina sativa (false flax), 1428 nucleotides. Its product is annotated as protein NRT1/ PTR FAMILY 2.1-like. Gene Ontology annotation, molecular function: transmembrane transporter activity. NCBI's taxonomy places the organism in Eukaryota, Viridiplantae, Streptophyta, Magnoliopsida, Brassicales, Brassicaceae. Gene Ontology annotation, cellular component: membrane. The record is from RefSeq and is a predicted model, not a curated record. Gene Ontology annotation, biological process: transmembrane transport.